CGUUAAGUUAUUUAGACUUUGAUAAAAUCACUAAAAAGUACUUGAAGUUCGAUAAAAUCGAUUUUCAUACUAACCCUGUCGUUUAGUAGCAAUUCAGAUCUUCGAACGAACACUCUAAUUAAGCUCAGCAAAAUGUUCGCCUCAACAGUCACCGUCCUCACACUCUCAGCAACUCUACUAUUAGCAACGAUAGUGUCCAGCUCGGACGAGUGUUACCGGAAUCGACGAAUCACGGUGAAAACCGUGGCACACUUUGAAAACUGCAACCAAUACGUCGUCUGUGUGGGGCGCAUUCGGAUGGUCCGAAGCUGUCCCGAAGAGUCCGGAUGGAGUGAGCUCGAACAAACUUGUGUCCCCGGUGAAGCGGAACGCUGCCGCAAGAAACCCAAGCUGCGACUGAUGAGUGUGGGCGUGACCCCAGUGGAACCGUCGAUUUCGUGUGUGGCGAGUUCGGACUCUUGUCCGGCGCGGUUCGAUCCGUUUGCGCUUGUGCUGCGUGCCCACGAAGAUUGUGCCAAGUACUAUCUGUGUAUUUCGUUUCUUCCGGUGGUGCUGUCGUGUCCGGCGAACCUGCGGUUCAACGAGCGAACGUGUCAGUGUGAUUUUCCGGAAAAUGUGGACUGUGGAAUGACGACUACGACGGAACUGCCUGAAGGAACGGAAACUACAACAUCGGAACCAGAGAGUACAGACACUACAACAUCAGAACCAGAAGGAACAGACACUACAACAUCAGAACCAGAAGGAACAGACACUACAACAUCAGAACCAGAAGGAACGGAGACUACAACAUCAGAACCAGAAGGAACGGAGACUACAACAUCAGAACCAGAAGGAACAGACACUACAACAUCAGAACCAGAAGUAACGGACACUACAACAUCAGAACCAGAAGGAACGGAGACUACAACAUCAGAACCAGAAGGAACAGACACUACAACAUCAGAACCAGAUGUUACAGACACUACAACAUCAGAACCAGAUGUUACAGACACUACAACAUCAGAACCAGAAGGAACGGACACUACAACAUCAGAACCAGAAGUGACAGACACUACAACAUCAGGACCAGAAGUAACGGACACAACAACAUCAGAACCAGAAGGAACGGACACUACAACAUCAGAACCAGAAGUGACAGACACUACAACAUCAGGACCAGAAGUAACGGACACAACAACAUCAGAAUCAGAAGGAACGGACACUACAACAUCAGAACCAGAAGUAACGGACACUACAACAUCAGAACCAGAAGUAACGGACACUACAACAUCAGAACCAGAUGUUACAGACACUACAACAUCAGAACCAGAAGGAACGGACACUACAACAUCAGAACCAGAGAGUACAGACACUACAACAUCAGAACCAGAAGGAACGGAGACUACAACAUCAGAACCGGAAGGAACAGACACUACAACAUCAGAACCAGAAGGAACAGACACUACAACAUCAGAACCAGAAGUAACGGACACUACAACAUCAGAACCAGAAGUAACGGACACAACAACAUCAGAACCAGAAGGAACGGACACUACAACAUCAGAACCAGAAGUGACAGACACUACAACAUCAGAACCAGAAGUAACGGACACAACAACAUCAGAACCAGAAGGAACGGACACUGCAACAUCAGAACCAGAAGUGACAGACACUACAACAUCAGGACCAGAAGUAACGGACACAACAACAUCAGAAUCAGAAGGAACGGACACUACAACAUCAGAACCAGAAGUAACGGACACUACAACAUCAGAACCAGAAGUAACGGACACUACGACAUCAGAACCAGAAGUGACAGACACUACAACAUCAGAACCAGAAGGAACGGACACUACAACAUCAGAACCAGAAGUAACGGACACAACAACAUCAGAACCAGAGGGCACAGACAGCACAACGGAACAACCCGAAGGCACAGACAGUACGACGGAAGAACCCGAGGGUAGCAACAGUCCGAUCACGGAACCGUCAACAACCACCACCACGCAAGAAACGACCAGUACCGCAACGCCACCGACGACAAGUUCGCCAACACCCGUCACCGUGACGCUCAAGCCAGAAACACCCGAAGCUACGACGGUUCCGGCGAGUACAACCACCACGGAGAAACCUCCGGUGGUCGUUGAAAUUAUGGAGGCCGUCAACAAGGUGUUUGAGGUGGUGGACGCACUGAAGAAGAUUUGGUACGAUUACAUCUGGACGAAGAAGUAGAAGAUCUGUAUUAAAUAGGUUGAAAUAAAUUUAAACAAU
This is a messenger RNA of Culex pipiens pallens (northern house mosquito), 2253 nucleotides long. RefSeq names its product mucin-22-like. The transcript has 2 exons. The record is from RefSeq and is a predicted model, not a curated record. Gene Ontology annotation, molecular function: chitin binding. The coding region runs from base 133 to 2214 and encodes 693 amino acids. Lineage: Eukaryota; Metazoa; Arthropoda; Insecta; Diptera; Culicidae. Gene Ontology annotation, cellular component: extracellular region.